Molecule: messenger RNA, 1830 nt
Organism: Limanda limanda (common dab)
Lineage: Eukaryota; Metazoa; Chordata; Actinopteri; Pleuronectiformes; Pleuronectidae
Gene: zdhhc16a
Product: zinc finger DHHC-type palmitoyltransferase 16a
Exons: 11
Coding region: 153-1301 (382 amino acids)
Biological process (GO): protein palmitoylation
Cellular component (GO): Golgi apparatus
Molecular function (GO): palmitoyltransferase activity
Source: RefSeq, a predicted model, not a curated record
UUAACUGUCAAAGCAGCUCAGGUCCUGCUGUCCUUCGCUAAAAUGUGGGACUAAAUCCGGGUUAUACCUCCUUUUGGACAUGUCGACAGGAGGGCUGGUGUCCACGGGUUUCUGGCUUUUAUAGAACAGUGCAGCUUGGUCCCAGAUGCAGGAUGCGGUGGUGUCCCAGCUCUGUGCUGCACCUGCUGCGCUGUGUACGGUCCCGCUCCUGCACCAGGAGAGGAAAGAGCAGCCUGCCUCUAUGGAUCAGGGAAAUAUGGGCGUACAUACUACUGCUGGUGCAGUCACUUUGCUUUAACUCCCUCACUGACUCAGAUGUGGUCUUCGACUCAGUCUUUGAACCAGUUUUUUGGACUGUGGACUACGUCACCCGCUGGUUUGGCAAAGUGUUUGUUUGCCUGGUGGUGAUACUGACCAGCUCCAUCCUGGCGAUAGUCUAUUUGAUUCUACUGCCUAUGGUCAUCGACACAUACUCCACUGCGUGGAUCGCUUGGCACCUUAUCUAUGGACAUUGGAAUCUCGUCAUGAUUGUUUUCCACUACUACAAAUCUGCCGUGACAGCACCCGGGUGUCCCCCCACUGUAAAAAACGACAGUCCAUUUGUGGCAGUCUGUAAAAAGUGCAUCAUGCCCAAACCAGCAAGAACACACCACUGUGGUAUCUGUAACAGGUGCAUUCUGAAAAUGGACCAUCAUUGUCCGUGGUUAAAUAACUGUGUGGGUCAUUUUAACCACCGUUACUUCUUCUCCUUUUGUCUGGUCAUGGCCAUGGGCUGUGUUUACUGCAGCAUCAGUGGCAGGUACCUCUUCCUGGAUGCUUACAAUGCUAUUGAGCGCUUUAAACAUUUGGAUAUGGAAAAGCAUGGGGUAGCAGUAACAGGGAUGGGACCUCUUAUAGGGCUGCUUCCCCCUGGCCAGACCAAGUAUCAGACGCCUGCACCACACUACACCUUUAAAGAAAAGUUCAUUAAUAAGUGCAUCAUCUACAUGUGGGUCCUCACCAGCACAGUGGCAGUGGCCCUAGGAGCUCUGACCUUUUGGCAUGCAGUUCUCAUAUCCAGAGGAGAGACCAGCAUCGAAAAACACAUCAACAGCAAAGAAACCAAGCGAUUGGCGAAACGGGGAAGGGUUUACAAAAACCCUUUCAACUACGGCAGGCUGAAUAACUGGAAAGUCUUCCUCGGCGUGGAGAAGAGAAGUCACUGGCUUACUCGUGUUCUCCUUCCAUCUGGACAUCUUCCACUUUGUGAUGGGUUGACGUGGGACUCCUUACCAUUUAAAAAGGAGCUGAUGCCUGUAUGACAGAACCCUGCCUGGGAACACUUGUAGCUUAUGUCUUUUCUGUGUCCAGCCCCCUCUGGUCAUUCGAUGUGGUCGGCUUUAAGGAUAUGUCCUCGGCAGCUCCAUACAAGGAAGAAAUGGGGUUGUGUCAACCUCCAAUACCUCAAAGACUUUCUGUGGCAUUGCUCAUGGUUCGACAGCCUACGUUUUUCAGCAGUGGAAAUGCAAAGUGUCAGGAAUACUUGACUGGGUUCUGCUCACAAACGGAUAUUACUCGUUUUUGAGCAUUGUGAGAAUUAUCAUUUGAUAUUUUUAAAAGACACGUACUGACUGACAUAUCAUUGGACUGAAGUACUUGUUAAAUGAUAUAUAUAUAUUUUUCUGAAACGGAUGAUCUUUAGAACAACAUGGUUCAUCUUAAUACCUCCUCCUCCCCACAGUAUCAUUUGCACUACAGUCCAAUAUUAUUAUUUGAUUUGAAAAUUCAAGCAAAACUGCAGUGCCAUCACAAUGAGUUAUUUAUCUGUAUUUUGUACUUGUUAUGUUAAUA